CACACUACCACCUAUUUUGUUCCGCACUGCUGGCAGUGGUGAUGAUGGUUUGAAACAACAACAAUAACAAGUACAAAACGGCUGAAGAGUUGAGUUGAAGAGCAAGUAUUUUAUUUCUUUGGACACUUUGAAAUGAGUGUAGUGUUCAGAAGAUUUCAUAAUUCAGGAAUUUUUAAAAUGGCUAGUGCAUCGUUAAAAGGAAAUGGACCGGUUGAGGAUAUUAUGUACAGGAAAUUGGAGGCAAACCUGAAGCCUGUACACCUGGAGCUAUUUAAUGAAUCGUACAUGCACAAUGUCCCCAAAGGAUCAGAAACCCAUUUCAAAGUUGUAAUCGUAUCUCCACAAUUUGAGGGAAAACCAUUAAUCCAGAGGCAUCGUGCUGUAAAUGAAAUACUGGCUGAUGAACUUAAAAGUGGGGUCCAUGCUCUGUCUAUUGUGGCGAAAACACCAGAUCAGUGGGAAUGCAGCUCCAAGGAGGUUGAGCCAAGCCCCAAAUGUCGAGGAGGGUUUGGGAAAUAGAUUUUUCAUAAUAUUUUUUUUCUUUUUUGAGGAAGGGGAGUGGGGUGGGGUGGGUGACGCUUUGGUAGGAGAGACAAUGAAAUGUAAAUAUUGCGUAAUAAACAUAUGACAAACAUAA
This is a messenger RNA of Frankliniella occidentalis (western flower thrips), 637 nucleotides long. RefSeq names its product DNA-binding transcriptional regulator BolA-like. The transcript has 4 exons. Lineage: Eukaryota; Metazoa; Arthropoda; Insecta; Thysanoptera; Thripidae. Bases 133 to 519 code for a protein of 128 amino acids. The record is from RefSeq and is a predicted model, not a curated record. Gene Ontology annotation, cellular component: mitochondrion.